This is a messenger RNA of Coccidioides posadasii C735 delta SOWgp, 4724 nucleotides long. RefSeq lists its product as uncharacterized. Gene Ontology annotation, biological process: protein secretion. The record is from RefSeq and is a predicted model, not a curated record. Lineage: Eukaryota; Fungi; Ascomycota; Eurotiomycetes; Onygenales; Onygenaceae.
GAAAACAAGCCAUGUAUUCCCGAGGGCAAUUCCAGAUGACUACCACUUCGAGAGACCCAAAGUAACGCCAGUGAUGUCCCACACCUUGCUACGAUUCUAGUUGUAUGCGUCGAUACAGCACAGAACCGAUUCCGGCAAAAGUGUACAGAAUGCACCAGCGGAACAUGUUAAAUGGGCGAUUGUAGGCUACUCUUUUAAAGAGCAUUUGUUCACGUUCUUGGGCAGUGUCCACUUGUAGAUGAAUAGCACGAGUGAUUUCUUGGCUGAUUUCCAGCGACGACCAGCAAAUUUCAAAAACCACCGGGCACAGUUGGCUCCCAAAGGCGACCUUCAGAUUAGGGGGCCCAUCCCGUUUCACCCACCAUCUCCCAUUUUCUUCCAUAACUGCACGCACCGAGCUGGAUAUCCUUUUGUUGAUCCAAGCAUAUUACCCAGCUUAGGAAAACCGACGCGUAUUCCGUUCGGAAUUUAAUGGACGCAUAGUAAACCGUCUUUUGGUGCCUCGCGUGAGGCUCUGGGAAUCAUCUCUUUUUUCACCCACCCUACUCGGAGAGACAAAUAGAAUCGGCUAAUCAAAGAGCUGAUAGCUGUUACCACGAGACUUGUGCCCGACCACUCAAGAAGAGGGUCGAAGAGGCACCCGACGAAGAUCCUUAGGGUUAAGUUCCAAUUUCCGUGUACCCCGAAACCGAAAUAGCGUGGAAUUUCAUAUCCGAGCUAGAAUGGUCCUCGCGCGAGGGGCAUUUCACAAAUGCAACGGCCAUUGGAGAACUGUGGGGAGGUUGAACUGCAUAUAGGGAGCACCAGGAGGUACUACCGGGAGUGGAGAGGGAAGAAUGCUGUCGAAUUGAAGACCAUGACAGAAAAUUUGGCUUUAGACAAAGGCAACACGAAGCAAAAGGUCCUUCUGCGCAGAUUCCGUGAAUAAGGACAAUAUAUCCGUCUUUUGGGGACUGCGUUGGUGCGACAUGUUGAUGUCCAAGGCACGACCCAGAGCGUCGAAGUUGGGGAUCGUCAGCAAAGAAGCGCGCAGUCCCGAUUUGGGCUAGUGCGACCAGCAGUUACGCGUGACGUCACCAGGUGCAAGAUUCUGCUAAUCCUAAAGAAGAAAGACGUCUAAACUUUCACCAGGCCUUCAACUCUUCAGCACCGCAUCUUACUCCACAGGCUAGGGGGAGAACAGCGCGGUUCAUUGAGCAGCCAAAUGGAGGAUACGAGGCAGUUAAGAGAUGCGUUUGAUGCCGCGAAUGAAUUCCUCCAUCCAGUUCUAAACAAAGAGCGGAUACAGAAUUCUCGAGGCGAUCCUCUCAUCGAUAUUUUGAAUCGAACACUGCCCACCGAUUAUUGUCAUGAUGAUGCGCCAAGAUCUCGCGUUGUACAGCGAACACUGGCUUUACUCAGUAGCAUCCACGAUGCUUUUGUGGCAGAAUCAACCGACCCAGUCCCCGCUAAGCGGGUGCUAGGGAAACAGCAAGACCAGGCUCUAGAGGAUGCGAAACGACGCCGGGCUCUCCAUGCCCUGCUUGACCUCCUUUCGUUUGAGGGUAUAUAUCCUUCUUUGUCCAGUGGAGUUGGCAUCCCGCUAGAGAAGCGUGUCAUUUCCGUCCUUCCCGCCGGUGUCAUAGCAAAGAAUGCAACAAAAGCAAGUGAUUCAACACCACAGGAUACUCGCAUUUUAGACUGUAUUAUAGGAUCCUUGAGUCAUAUUCUCCGAGAUGCGCGCCCGUCAAUCCAACCUAUUAUCCUUGGACGGAUUUUGCCUGACUUAAUUUGUGGGACUGCCGAAUUAGCUUUCAACUCGAAAGAUCUACCGUCACAUAAAAUCGAUUCAUACAAGAGAUUGUUGAAUGAUAUCAUUGACAAAUGUUCCACGCCAUCGCUGUUGCCGGUGCUAUCAUCUCUGCUCCAAGAAAGUACAGCACCUUGGUUUAAGGCCUGCAUCUCUUCACAGCUUUCCCAAAUACCAUUGCGAAAAGAUGGUGUGUUUCAAAUAAUUUUAUUUCUUGCUUCUCAAUUUGCACCAACACUGGGUCAAACCACCAAAGACCCUUCCUCUGGAGGGCCACCGAUUACGGUCCAGGCAAUCAUGCAGUCCUCCCGGUUGCUAUCAUUAGUACCGCAAGGCAGCAACCCUGAGGAAUAUUUUAGCAACGUUGCACCCAAACUGCUAGCUCUACUUGAUGGAGAAGACCCUGAUAUGAAGAAAACGUCCUCUUAUGUAAUCGGGAAUGGCAUUCUUGGAAAACGAGCAUAUGGCUCUCCUGGGGCCAUUGGCUUUAUCAUUUUCGUCCAGCCCAUCCUUGACACUUUCCAUGGCAAAAUCUCUCAGCCUGUUACAACUUGGAUGAGACCAUUCUCCCUGGAUGGCUCUGCUGAUCCAGAGAUAAAGACCGGGGAUUUUGACGGCAUCAUCAUUGUUCCUGAGUUCAAGCUACUGUUAGCAUUAGAAAGACUGACCGCCUUGGCGACAUUACAUCCAAGUCCCGGCCUUCUCAAACGAUUAGUCAACCCAGCCUUGUUGCCUCUGUGGGGAUUACAAUGCUACGCCAAAGAGCACCAGAAGCGCUCACUAGAAGAGAAGGUGAGCACUUUACUACAAAUGUUUUUUAGCGUAUCCGCUAGCAUUACGAGGCUGGUCAAGCUUGCGGAUAACAUUCUUUGGGAUGGCCCAGAAGCCUGGGUCUAUGGGGCCGGCGAAGAAGGUGGUGUUUCGAUUCGGAAACGUGAAAAUCGUGAGCCGUGUGGGCCUAAUAUCCUCUCGAUAAUCCAAAAUCUAGAUGGACGUGUCGAUAGUUUUCUACAGCUGUUAGCUGCAGAUCCACAAAAAGAAGAAUUUGUGGGCGAUGUCUUCCUUCAUGUAAGCCGACAAUGGCUGUUUAGUGAAUCAAUGGGUGAGGAUGGAGGUUGUCCUCAGCCACACAGGGAACAAGACAAAUUGCAGCCCGAGUUACGAAAACUGGUCAGCGCGAAAAUUGCGGAGAAGCUCUUGGAUCAGUUCAAGGAAUCUCUAUCUCGCCAUCCUAUCAAAGUUCUGGAACUUAUAAGACAGCUAAUCGAAAGUGAAAAGAAUCGCGCUAGCACACUCAGGACAAACGCUCAAGGCAGUGAGAGCAUAUCUCUCCAGGCACUUGGGAGUAUUGUAAAGGCAGAAUCAGCUGUGGGUAGCGAUCCGGACUCCAAUAUCACCGGAGUUUCCGAAUCUCUAUCACCCGCAUUCAGUCUCCUCUCGACAAUCCUCGCUUCGCCCGACUUUCAAGUAUCGGAUUCAAUAUCCCUGAUUCUUAGAAACUUGAAGUCCGACAUAGAUUAUCUUCUACCACGCCUCCCAUCCGCCCUUGUACAACCCGCAACCACAUCUUCUAUGCUCCUCGAAAUCACCCUUUCCGACCCCGAUCAACGCCAGACAAAACCAACACUUACGUUUCCUGGCAUCUCUGAUCUUGAAAGCCACCGCCAGGCGAUAAAUAAUAUCUCUUCCCCGUUGGCCCCUGUUCAAGCCGAAGGUCUCUCAACGCUAUCUCACCUAAUUGACAAAGCGUCUCCCGUCCUGGAUAUUCCUGCAACUCUCACGCUUCUUCUUUCCGUAUUAACAGCUAGCGAUGAGUCUGCUGCUACCGACGAGUUUCUUUAUCUCAAUGUGAUCAAACUCAUCGGAUCCCUGGCGUCCAAGCACCCACGUACUGUGAUAAAAACCCUCGCCGAGCGUUAUGCUGAUCGCAGCGAGGAGUCGACCCUCGACCAGCGACUCAAAAUCGGCGAAGCACUCCUCAGAACAAUUCAAAAUCUAGGGGGGGCAUUAGUAGGAGAUGCUGCCAGGGUCCUCGGAGACGUCAUGAUCGAGGUGGCCAGCAGGAGGGGAAUUAAGCUCAAAGCGAAGGAUCAACGGGGAAAAGGCAUAAAGAAGAGCCCACCGGCGAAAAACAGUGAAGAAUUGAAUGAAAAUAUCACGAAGCUUAUGAACCAAAUUAACGAAGAUGUGGAUUCUGAAACGGAAGAUCCAGUUAAAGAAGCCUAUUCUAGCAAAAUUAUCCACGCAUGGGAGGCUGGGGCUACGACAGAUACUGCCCCAGAUGAUCUACGUGCCCGUGCUUCCGCGAUAUCAAUCCUCGCAUCUGCGAUCCAGACAAACCUAGCCGGUCUAGGUCCAGCAUUAGCAUCUUCCUCAAUAGAUCUCGCGGUAUCCACUCUCACCCUUGAAUCCGAUGAAGGAAGCGCAAUUCUACGACGUGCGGCGGUAAUAUUGCUGCUUGACUUGAUUAAAGCCCUUGAUGAAGCUAGAGAGUCGGGGAAGGAUCUCGGCUUCGGCCUAUCGGUAACUGCAACAUCAUCCUCGAUAUAUCCCGCCAGUCACCAAUCCGGAUCCGAAUGUACUACAAUCGGCAAUGUUCCCGAUAUCCUCCGCGCGCUGAACUUCGUCGAAAGCAGAGAGACUGAUACGACUGUACGUGGUCAUUUACGAGCUCUAAUCGAGAGUUUGGAGGCCUGGCUCGAAAAGUCGCUACUUUGGGGAAUUCGCACUCAGCAGAGCCUGAUGGAACAGCCCAGGUUUGAAUUGGGGGAUCGGCUGGCAGGGUUAGAUAUCCACCCUUUGUCCAGUACAGAAAAAUAUGGGAGAACAGGAGAACAUCCCAGAAUUGAGGAGAUUGAGUAGGCUAGAAUAAAUAAGUGAAAAUAUCAAAGGGAGUAACUGUGCUUUUGUGCAGCAAAGAAUUGGCUACCUUCAU